Mya arenaria is the source of this 492-nucleotide messenger RNA. RefSeq names its product neurotrypsin-like. The coding region runs from base 2 to 391 and encodes 129 amino acids. Lineage: Eukaryota; Metazoa; Mollusca; Bivalvia; Myida; Myidae. Gene Ontology annotation, cellular component: membrane. The transcript has 4 exons. The record is from RefSeq and is a predicted model, not a curated record.
GAUGAAGGUGGUGAAAUAUGUGAUGUUGGCCACUAUCUUGACGGAUGUUGGCGGAUCAAGUACAGACGGUGCAGUACGACUAUCGGGAUCAGGACCCAACAGCUAUCAAGGCCGCGUUGAAAUAUAUCUGAAUAACACGUGGGGAACAAUUUGUGACGAUUCUUUCGACAACGAGGAUGCUCAGGUCGUUUGUCGCAUGCUUGGCCUAUCCCGCUCGGGUGCUGUAGCAAAGAGCAGUGCAUAUUUUGGACCAGGAUCUUCGAGUAUGCCUAUUUUGCUUGACGACAUCAGCUGCUCGGGAUCUGAAAGCAGUGUGCUCAGUUGCAGUCACCGACCUAUAGAAACUCACAACUGUGGACAUGGCGAAGAUGCGGGCGUUAUUUGUAAAUAGUGUAAGAGGAUACUUUGUAACAAUUUUGUUUGUAUUUGAAUUUUCCAUAUUCUUCUGUGUCGCUCAUAUUUUUGUCCCAUUAAUAAAUAGUGCGCAACUGU